Messenger RNA from Pterocles gutturalis (yellow-throated sandgrouse), 492 nucleotides. RefSeq names its product cilia and flagella associated protein 20 (gene CFAP20). The transcript has 4 exons. Gene Ontology annotation, biological process: regulation of cilium beat frequency involved in ciliary motility; positive regulation of cell motility; cilium assembly. Gene Ontology annotation, cellular component: motile cilium; ciliary basal body. The record is from RefSeq and is a predicted model, not a curated record. NCBI's taxonomy places the organism in Eukaryota, Metazoa, Chordata, Aves, Pterocliformes, Pteroclidae. The annotation marks the transcript as partial.
GUGCGCAACGGCCACAUCAAGCGAAUCACUGACAAUGACAUUCAGUCGCUGGUGCUGGAGAUCGAAGGAACUAAUGUCAGUACCACGUACAUCACGUGCCCUGCUGACCCAAAGAAGACCCUGGGCAUCAAACUGCCUUUCCUAGUGAUGAUCAUAAAGAACCUGAAGAAAUACUUCACUUUUGAAGUGCAGGUGCUAGAUGAUAAGAAUGUACGGCGGCGUUUCCGGGCAAGUAACUACCAGAGCACAACUCGGGUGAAGCCCUUCAUCUGCACGAUGCCCAUGCGGCUGGACGAUGGCUGGAACCAAAUCCAGUUCAACCUGUCGGACUUCACGCGCCGGGCUUACGGGACAAACUACAUCGAGACGCUGAGAGUGCAGAUCCACGCCAACUGUCGCAUCCGCCGGGUGUACUUCUCUGACCGGCUCUACUCAGAAGAUGAGCUCCCAGCUGAGUUCAAGCUGUAUUUGCCUGUCCAGAACAAGGCCAAG